Danaus chrysippus (African queen) is the source of this 2517-nucleotide messenger RNA. Lineage: Eukaryota; Metazoa; Arthropoda; Insecta; Lepidoptera; Nymphalidae. The record is from the annotation of a GenBank genome assembly.
AUGAUGUUUCUACUAGCAAUUUUCAGUGUGAUCGCAAGCGCACUUGCUUUACCUGUGAUACCAGAUCCACCAUCGCUUCCAAAUAGAAAUGUAAGUGUGCUUCAUCAUUUGGAUUUUCAUACAAGAAACGUUAAGCCUUUUAAAGUUAUUGUAGAAAAAGAUAAUGAAAACGGCGUGAAAACCAAUUCCAAUCUUGUUCUGCCAACUCAAAAACAGACAGCGAGUGAUUGUCUUGAUUGUGUUUAUCUUCAAAAACAAUUAUAUGAACUAAAAGAGGUACUUAAGAAAACAAAUCAAGGAAUUAAGAUUAAAAAUAUUCCAGAAGAAAACAAAAAUAACAAGGGUAAAGAAAACGAGCCCAAAGUAAAACUUACUAUGGGUUCAAUUCCUCCACCCCCAGAAUUGCCACCUUUUGAUUAUUCAACGCUGAAAAAACAAAAAUAUGAACAAAAUAAGCCACAACGAACAACUACUGAGAAGAUCACCUACGAAGAUAUUCCAGAACAAGACAAUAAUGAUGAAAAUGAAAAUGUAAAUAUUGAAGUCGCUUCAGUUACUGUUCCUCCACCUCCAGCAUUGCCGCCUCACGAUUACUCAACCCUCCAAAAACAAAAGUAUGAACAAAAACAACAACCAGAACCAAGUACUGAGAGAGUCAACUACGAAGAUAUUCCAGAACAAGACAAUAAUGAUAAGUCGGAAAAGAAAAAUGUAAAAGUCACUUUAGUUGCUGUUCCUCCACCUCCAACACUGCCGCCUUUUGAUUAUUCAACGCUGAAAAAACAAAAACAUGAACAAAAUAAGCCACAACGCACAACUACUGAGAAAAUCAGCUACGAAGUUAUUCCAGAACAAGACAAUAAUGGUAAUGAUGAAACUGAAAAGGUAAAUAUCGAAGUCGUUUCAGUUACUGUUCCUCCACCUCCAGCAUUGCCGCCUCAUGAUUACUCAACGCUCCAAAAACAAAAAUAUGAACAAAAACAACAAGAACCAAGUACUGAGAGAGUCAACUACGAAGAUAUUCCAGAACAAGACAAUAAUGAUAAGUCGGAAAAGAAAAAUGUAAAAGUCACUUUAGUUGCUGUUCCUCCACCUCCAACACUGCCGCCUUUUGACUAUUCAACGCUGAAAAAACAAAAAUAUGAACAAAAUAAGCCACAACGCACAACUACUGAGAAAAUCAGCUACGAAGUUAUUCCAGAACAAGACAAUAAUGGUAAUGAUGAAACUGAAAAGGUAAAUAUUGAAGUCGUUUCAGUUACUGUUCCUCCACCUCCAGCAUUGCCGCCUCAUGAUUACUCAACGCUCCAAAAACAAAAAUAUGAACAAAAACAACAACCAGAACCAAGUACUGAGAGAGUCAACUACGAAGAUAUUCCAGAACAAGACAAUAAUGAUAAGUCGGAAAAGAAAAAUGUAAAAGUCACUUUAGUUGCUGUUCCUCCACCUCCAACACUGCCGCCUUUUGACUAUUCAACGCUGAAAAAACAAAAAUAUGAACAAAAUAAGCCACAACGCACAACUACUGAGAAAAUCAGCUACGAAGUUAUUCCAGAACAAGACAAUAAUGGUAAUGAUGAAACUGAAAAGGUAAAUAUUGAAGUCGUUUCAGUUACUGUUCCUCCACCUCCAGCAUUGCCGCCUCAUGAUUACUCAACGCUUCAAAAACAAAAAUAUGAACAAAAACAACAACCAGAACCAAGUACUGAGAGAGUCAACUACGAAGAUAUUCUAGAACAAGACAAUAAUGAUAAGUCGGAAAAGAAAAAUGUAAAAGUCACUUUAGUUGCUGUUCCUCCACCUCCAACACUGCCGCCUUUUGACUAUUCAACGCUGAAAAAACAAAAAUAUGAACAAAAUAAGCCACAACGCACAACUACUGAGAAAAUCAGCUACGAAGUUAUUCCAGAACAAGACAAUAAUGGUAAUGAUGAAACUGAAAAGGUAAAUAUUGAAGUCGUUUCAGUUACUGUUCCUCCACCUCCAGCAUUGCCGCCUCAUGAUUACUCAACGCUCCAAAAACAAAAAUAUGAACAAAAACAACAACCAGAACCAAGUACUGAGAGAGUCAACUACGAAGAUAUUCCAGAACAAGACAAUAAUGAUAAGUCGGAAAAGAAAAAUGUAAAAGUCACUUUAGUUGCUGUUCCUCCACCUCCAACACUGCCGCCUUUUGAUUAUUCAACGCUGAAAAAACAAAAAUAUGAACAAAAUAAGCCACAACGAACAACUACUGAGAAAAUCAGCUACCAAGCUACUGGUGAAUUAAAAGGGGACAAGACAAACGUCGCUUUAGUCGGUAUUGCAUCACCUUCAGAAAUACGGUCUUCUGAUUACUCUUAUCUUAACAAAAAUACUAUUGAAACAAACCAAACCAAAGCAGAAACAAACGAAAAACCCGAACGUUUAUAUCCUUCGUUACCAAAAUUCGGUAUGCAGUGCCUUUGUCGCGUGCCUUCGAUCCCAAAAAACCGUCGUGUAUUAUGUAAUUUACCCUUAGAUAUAUAUCAACGAUAA